Molecule: messenger RNA, 3201 nt
Organism: Dictyostelium purpureum
Lineage: Eukaryota; Evosea; Eumycetozoa; Dictyosteliales; Dictyosteliaceae
Exons: 7
Coding region: 1-3201 (1066 amino acids)
Biological process (GO): translational elongation
Cellular component (GO): eukaryotic translation elongation factor 1 complex; cytosol
Molecular function (GO): guanyl-nucleotide exchange factor activity; translation elongation factor activity; NAD+ poly-ADP-ribosyltransferase activity
Source: RefSeq, a predicted model, not a curated record
AUGCCAUCAUUUGCUGAUUUAACUACUGAAGCUGGUCUUGUUGAACUCAACACCUUCUUAUCAGACAAAACCUACAUUGUUGGUUUCGUCCCAUCAACUGCUGAUGUUGAAGCUUUUGGUUUAGUCAAAUCAUCCCCAGCUGCUGACAAAUAUCCACAUGUUGCCAGAUGGUUCGCCACUAUUGCUUCAUACGAUGCUGCUGAAAAAUCAGCUUUCCCAAAAACUGAAUCAGUUACCAUCAAUGCUCCAGCUGCCGCUGCUAAAGACGAAGAUGAUGUUGAUCUCUUUGGUAGUGACGAAGAUGAUGAAGAAUACGAAAGACAAUUAGAAGAACGUCGUAAAGCUGCUGCUGCCCUCAAAAAACCAAAAGCUGUCGUUAUUGCUAAAUCAUCAAUUCUUUUAGAUGUUAAGCCAUGGGAUGAUGAAACUCCAAUGGACGAAUUAGAAAAAUCAGUCCGUUCAAUCGUUAUGGACGGUUUAGUUUGGGGUGCCUCAAAACUCGUUGCUGUCGGUUAUGGUAUUAAGAAACUCCAAAUCAAUCUUGUCGUUGAAGAUGACAAAGUUUCAACUGAUGCUUUAGAAGAACAAAUCUUAGCCUUCGAAGACUACGUCCAAAGUAUUGAUAUUGCUGAUGUUUUUAACAGAGACCAACAGGACCAACCACCACAACCACAACAAGCAACCCCACAACAACAACCAUCAAAACCAACCCCACAACAACAGCCAUCAAAAACAACCCCACAACAACAACCAAGACCAAUCCUACAACAACCAAGACCAAUCCCACAACAACAACAACCAAUCCCACAACCAAUCCCACAACCAACCCCACAACUACAGCAACCAAAAUCAAAACCACCACCACAACAAAAACAACAACCAUUCAUUUUUUUUAUUAUUUUAAAAUGGUGGUUAAAAAAAUUAUAUUUUAUUUUAGUUUCCGACUCAAAAGUAAAUAAAACUUACUAUUUGGGGGUCUUCACUUGGAAAUUUUCCAAUUCAAUUUCCACAAUUCCCAAAAAAGAUUAUAUAAAAUUAAUAAUGCCACCAAAAAGAAAACUUGCACAAUUGGAUGAGGACGAUAAUUCAUCAACAAACGAUAAUAAUAGUAAUAACAGCAAUGGCACAUCUAAUGGUAAUACUACAACAUCAACAGCUACAACAUCAACAUCAACAACAGCAACAACAACAACAACAACAGCAACAACAAAAACCAAUAAAACUUUAUUAGAUUCAAAAAAUAAUAUAUCAAUACCAAUUACAAACGAUGGUAAAUUAAUACAUUGGAAAUAUCAAGAUGACGAGUUUGAAUGGAAAACAUUUGAUAAUACAAUACUAUUAUCAAUUGAGGAAACUUAUCAAAAGAACCCAAAGGAUAUCAGCGAGCAAUUUUUUGGAAGUAACAACGAAAUUGUAAUUACAUUUUCUGACAUGAAGAUGUACUCAAAUGAUAAAUCAUUGCCAUCAUUUAUGAAAAAGAAGGAUAUUAAAAGAAGUAUUUGCCAAGCAGCAUGGAGUUGGGAGAAAAGUAGGGCUGAAUUUUCUUCAUAUGCACCAGAUAUUUCAAAUAAAAUUGAGUUGGCAUUUUUGAAGGGUUUAUCAAAGUAUACAUUAGAUACCGAGCGUUAUAUUAGUUUUUCAUCAUACGAGCAAUGCAGAUUUGAUGAUACAACCAAAACCAGAAGGGUAAAAAGAAAUUAUAUCGAUAUUACUGAAAUUUAUAACCCAAAUUGGUAUUAUCAAUCAACUUGUUUCCAAUAUUUUAUUGAAAAAGGUAAAAACUCAUAUUAUAAAACAUCAAGUGAUGAUUUUAUUUGCUUUUUAACAAUGAGCAGCUCAAAGAAAUUAGGUUCCAUAGGUACACCAGUUAAAAGAGAUUCAGGACCAAUGAGCACCAUAAAAAAGACUUAUUCAAAUUUAUCAGAGGAAGAAAAAAAAGCAAUGAUUAAUUCAAUGUUAUCAGGUUCAGUUAAGCCAGCAAACGAUAACAAAAAGGUAAAGAUUGAUUCGUCGUCAUCAUCAUCAUCAUCAUCAUCAUCAUCAGGAUUAUAUUUACCAGGAGAAGAGGACGUACUAAAGGGUGACAAGGUUAUGAAGUAUAUCCUCAGACCACAAAGAAGUUUUGAUAGUUCAGUCGCCGAUUUACAUUACAGGGUUGCUGAAAGCCAGUUUGCACGUUUAUUAAAUGGUAACACCUAUAAAGUCUCAAAGGUUGAAUACAUUGUCAAUCCAACCCUUACCAAAAAUUUUAACAAAAAAAUGGAGGAAUAUAAGAAAUUAGGUUACCCAGAGUGUAAUCCAAUUUUUGGUUUUCAUGGUACUGCCGCAAAAAAUAUUGUGCCAAUUUGUAAAAAUAAUUUUUCAGUACCAGGUAGCAAUGGUGUUAAACAUGCAACAGAUAGUGGUUGGUAUGGCAAGGGUAUUUAUUUCAGCGAGUACCCAGAUUACAGUAUUGGUUAUAUUAAAGAUUGCUCCAAGAUUCUACUUUGCAAGGUAUUGUUAGGUAAAAGUUAUAAAUGUACAAAAUUAAUUACAGGUCAGCCAUGCUUAAAGGGUUAUACCAGCCAUUUAUCGCCUGAUGAAAAAGAGUUGGUUUUGUUCCACCCAGAUCAAAUUUUACCAAUUUAUAUUGUACAUUACACAUCAUCCCUUUAUCCAGCAGUCAAAGAUAACGAAAUAUUAAAUUUAUAUAACCAGGCCAAUUUAAUAGUAUCAUCAAAUAUUCUCAGUGGUAUGGUAAUUGGCUUUGCAGGUACCUUAUCAAGCACCCAUUAUGUACUCCAAAAUCUUGUAAAUAAACAUGGGGGUAGUUACAUUGGUAAUUCAACUAAUGUUGUUGGUUGCACUCAUUUGGUUACAAAUAAAACAGAGUACACGAAUAAUGGUUCAAAAAUUAGUUCAGCAAACUCAUUAAAGGUCCCAAUUGUUAGCGAAACAUGGUUAUAUAAAACGAUCAUUGUAAAUAAAUCAAUAAAAACAGGUCUCCAUGGUUUUGAUGAAACUAAAAAACCUAAAACAGUAAAUGAUACAAUUAAACCAAUUCCAUUAGAACAACUGGAAUAUGAUGACGUUGAAGAUGAGGAGGAAGAAGAAGAUGACGAUGAAGAAAAGAAGAAAACUCCUUGUAAAUAUGGUGAUAAGUGUUUCAGAAAGAAUGCAGAGCAUUUCAAACAAUUUUCUCAUUCAUUUUUGGUAGAUUAA